Misgurnus anguillicaudatus (oriental weatherfish) is the source of this 2822-nucleotide messenger RNA. RefSeq names its product syntabulin (syntaxin-interacting) (gene sybu). Gene Ontology annotation, biological process: synapse maturation; axonal transport of mitochondrion. Gene Ontology annotation, cellular component: cytoplasmic microtubule. The record is from RefSeq and is a predicted model, not a curated record. NCBI's taxonomy places the organism in Eukaryota, Metazoa, Chordata, Actinopteri, Cypriniformes, Cobitidae.
UACAUAACACACUUGAAACAGUCAGAUUCACGUCGUGCUGGCGAUGUCAGAUGCUUCAGCCUCUUCUCCUCGAGCACAUGCGCUAAUACGGAUGCAGCAAGAGAUGUAUUGGGAAUAAUCUGGCUUCUUUCGCAGACGGACGGGGGACACAGAGCUGCGCAUCCUCUCACUCCAGCAUCACAGGAGUUCAGCCCGCAUCACAAGGUGAGACAGAAACCUUUGGAAAUAUUACAUUUUUGUGACACUACCCAGCAGUUGAAGGUUAUCAAACAGUUUUACUUCAGAAGAAUGGGACCCUUUCAGGCUUUUGAGGUUAAAUCAUCAGAAAAGAGAAGAAUGCGCAGCCGCAUCCCCCGUCCUGUCCUCCACAUCUCGCAUCCUAAAAGAAAGGAAUCAACUGUCUCCACCGUGCCACUGUCAGAAGAAGAGAGCAAGGAUUUUGACAUAAGCUCCCAGCUCUCAAAAAGAACCAUCAGUCCCAACAGCCUGUCCUCAGAUGAUACUGGAUGUCCAAGCAGCCAGUGUGCAUCGCCAGUCAAGACCCCAUCAGGCUCAGACAACAGCCUGUUGAGCUCACCUUCUCUGGGAGAGCGCAAGAUCAAAGUGAAGAGAGUCAGGAUGAAUAUUGCGGCCCAAUGGAGUGCACCUACACAGAAGCAUAAGAGGGAAGAGAAACAAUGUUCCAUAAUGCAUAAAGGCAGCGAGACCGAUUUCAGCUCAUCCAGUAGUGCAGGAAGCUAUAAGACGCAUGGAAUUCUGCCCAAUUCCACAGGGAAGACUUCAUCUUCUCGUAGCCGUGGGCCUCACAUCAGGAGCCUGCCUUUGUUUAAACCUGCAGGAAGCCCCUCUGCCACUCGCGAUGCAGAGCUUUACGCUCCUUACAGGACGCCCCCCAAAGCCCCCUCUUGCGCCAACAGUAGUAGCAACUCCAGCUCCACAAGGAGAAGAACCACUCCUGUGCGCUACCAUUCAUGCGGAGACAAUCAUGGCAUCAAGCCGCCCAACCCGGAGCAGUACCUUACCCCACUUCAGCAGAAAGAGGUUGCCAUACGACACCUCAAGUCCAAGCUCAGAGACUCUGAGAACAACGUUUGUGACCGGGAGGCCGUGAUCGACGAGCUGAAGACCCAGCUGGGACGAAUGCGAGAAGACUGGAUCGAAGAGGAAUGUCACCGUGUGGAGGCCCAGCUUGCUCUCAAAGAAGCACGCAAAGAGAUCAAGCAGCUACGCCAGGUGGUGGAAACCAUGAAGAACAGCUUGAUGGAGAAGGACAAAGGCAUUCAAAAGUACUUCGUUGAUAUAAACAUCCAAAACAGGAAGCUGGAGUCUUUGCUCCACAGCAUGGAGAUGGCGCAGAACGGCUGCAACUUGCAAGACGAGCCGACUCUAGACUUCAUCUGCGAGUCUCCGGAGAGAUCCGUCACGAGGAAACUGGAAUUGGAGCUGCAGGUUGAAGAACAAGCAGUGGAGGAGAUGGCUGACAGUGAGCUGCUGAUAAACGAUGAAAUGGCCAACAGUGCAGAAAUUCUGGAGCAGGUUCUCAUGUCCACUGCUGUCGAUUCUAGUCACGAUGGUGGCACCAAGAUCAUUCCCCAACCAGGACUGUCAACCCUAGAGAACAGCAUCUCAGAAAAAAAUACAGAGGAGCAUAUCUCUAGAGAGGAUAAAGGUGUCCAGACAGAUGAGAUGAUCUACACACAUGAUCUCCAAGCCCUUCUUCUCCAACUGCUGAAGCUCCAGGGAGGUGGACUUUCUGAUCUCUUCAUACCUUCCCCCCAACCAUCCCAGAAAUUGGCUUCAGCACAGAUUCCAAAAAAUGAAGACUUAUCCGAAGCACAGAAUCCAUCAAAGGAGUUGUCUGAAGCACAACAUGAAAUUCAAGAACUCAAAGAAACUGACCCAAAAAUGAUCCAUACCCAUGAAAAUCCCAGUGAUUCUGGUCUGUGUUUUUCCGAGCCUGAAAUGAAUCACCACUUCAUGGAGGAGUUGGAUUUUGACCUGAAAGAUUCCAAAAACACCAGUGGCAUGGCAGUGGUUGGAAAAAAACACUGGAGCAACAACUUCCUGCUUGAUCUGGUUGCCGUGGCAGCACCUGUGCUUCCCACCGUAGCGUGGCUGUAUUCGCAGCAUGGUUUGGUUGGAGGGGCUCCUGUGUACAACAUCGCAGCUUUGAUUCGGGGAUGUUGCAUUAUGGGAUUGCACUCGCUCCGCCAUUCGCACGGGCCAGACACUUAGUCACAUAUAAAGCUUGUCUGUCAACAAGAGCACUUAAACUAAAUCUCAACGUAGAGCUUGUGUUUUGUACACCUGUUAAAAUAGGCAUACACAUUGUUUACUUUUAGUUGUGGCAUUCUUACAUUGCACCGUGUAUUAAUGCCUUGAGUUAAGCACAUGAAUUUCGGGAAUCUAAAGGGAUUUGUGUUUUAUUGUUUAUUUAUUUAUUUAUUUAUUUACCUUAUAUUUUGUGUGUGUAUAUGUUCAUAUUUUUCAUAAUGUAAUCAUCUGGGUAGGUGGUUAUGUUGCUAAAGUCUUGUUCUUUGCUGACUGUGCUAUUCCCUGCUUUUAAUACAGUAAAAAUAGGGGUCAGUUAGCCAUUGUUUUGUUGUAGUUAAAAUGGCACUUGUGUUCCAAAAGAACUAAAUCCUUCUGCCAAAGCUUAAAUGGAGAUUUUCACAUGUUGCUCUGUUUACUAACACUUUCCUGAAAGCAACCGCUACCACAGUAAUGCGAACACUUGUUACGUGCCUGAGCUAUGUGCAAUAUUUUUGUUUAUAUGAGAUGUAUGAAUAUAUUUAUUAUUAAAGCAUGGAAAACCCCUUUAA